Xyrichtys novacula (pearly razorfish) is the source of this 18202-nucleotide messenger RNA. Lineage: Eukaryota; Metazoa; Chordata; Actinopteri; Labriformes; Labridae. The record is from the annotation of a GenBank genome assembly.
AUGUUCAGUCAGCAGCAAGACGACAUGGAAGUCACAGCUCUCUGUAUCAGGCUGAGUGAGUACAGACUUCAUCUUAUAAUUACAAAAAAGUAGAAAGUGAACAGAGAAGAAAAUAAGAUAUAUAAGUAUUAAUGAUAACACAACCUGUCAGCAAACAGAACGACUUUUUAAUCUGGUCUGAUAAUAAUCUGCUUUUAAACCGUCAUUCUCAUGAACCUGUAUCUACUUUAUUGAAAAGUUUAAUUUUUCACUAAAGAACUGAAACUUUGAUAAUAAAGUAAAAUGUCAAUACUGAAGUAGUUUUUAACAUCUCUGCUCCGUAUCCUCUGCAGUAUUGACCCUGUUGUUCCUGCUGGUCGAGGACAUUUACUCUGUAAAAACCAGUAAGUCAGUCAAACACUCAGUUACGUUGUUUAUAGUCCAAUAAAAAUAAAAGAUUCAUAAAAUUCAGUUUUCAUUGAUUAUUUUAAGAGUCAUCAACAUUUGAUGCUAAAACGUGUCGUGUCCGUGUUUCAGAUGCUGAUUUCCCUCAGGUCGACCCGAACCAACAGCAGUUCUUUGAAUAUGAGCCAAUAGAAAUCAGCUGUGAGGGGCUGAUGGGGUCGAGAGGAUGGAGAGUCAUGAAGAGGGUUAAAAGAGUCAUUCAGACCUGUUCUAUUUGGUGGGAGACGUCUACGGGUCCCUGCAAAAUCCAAAAUGCUGUUCCAUCCUUUGACAGCGGAGAGUACUGGUGUGAAAUCGGAGCGCAGAGGAGUAACUCGAUCAACAUCACCGUCAGUGGUACGAUAUUUAAAACAUUCAGAUAAACCUUUGGAGUCUCAGGUUUUAGAUCAGCGCAGACAGUCUUGAAGUUUUGAAGUUGAAGUUUGAAGUUUAUUUCGAUCUGGUCAUAUCCAUUCAAUAUAUACAGUAAAUUACAAGAAAAAAAAAAAAAGAAAAAAAAAGAAAAAGAAAACCAGACCGAAAAGGCAUAGGCUGAAGCAAAAGCUUAUUAACGCCUAUCCUUCUUACUAAAUCAAAAUAUUCAAAACAUCUUAAUCCACACGUUAGAUAGAAAACAAAAACAAAACACAUCAACAAAACAAAGAAUAAAAGAUGACUCAGAAGAAAGAAAAAAAUAAAUAAAAAUAAUAAUAAUCAAAUUAAAUCCAGAAUAUAAAUUAAUCCAUAACCUCAAUCAUUAUUUCUAUAAUUUUCGAUCACCUUGCUUUUAAACAACGAUUUAAAUUUGUGAAUAGUCUGACACGUUUUUAAUUCAUCGUCAAGGGCAUUCCAUAAAUUCACACCUUUAACUGAAGUACACUGUUCUUUGGUCUUGGUUCUAGUUUUUAUUUUUUCCAUCAAAUGUGUCCCACGGAGUUCAUACCUACAUUCCCUUUUUUUAAACAUAUUGACAAUUUUACACGGCAAUGAAUUAUUAUGUACUUUGUACAUGGUCUGUGCUAUUUUGUAAUCCACCAGGUCCUUAAAUUUUAAUGCUCUUAGUUUAAUGAAUAAUUUAUUUGAUGGUUCUCUGUAAGUUGAAUUGGUGAUAAUUCGUACUGCUCUUUUUUGCAAGACGAAGAUAGGUUGCGUAUGGGUAGGGUAUGCAUUUCCCCAUAUUUCCAGGCCGUAAGUGAUAUAUGGGACUACAAUUGAGCAAUACAAAAUAUAUAAGGCAUACUGGUUCAAUAAAUCCUUUACCUUGUGAAUUAUGCCAAUUGAUUUUGCUAAUUUUGAUUUAACAUGAUUUAUAUGAGUUUUCCAGUUCAGUCUUUGGUCCAACGUGACACCCAAGAAUUUUGCUUCUGACACUCUUUCAAUUUCUCUAUCGUUAAUGCUCAGUUUAACAUCUGUAUCUAUUUUACGGUUCCCAAAUAUCAUAAAUUUUGUUUUACUUGUAUUUAACGACAAUUUAUUUGCAUCAAACCAUUUUUUAACCAAUUUCAUCUCCUUUUCAACAGUAGAUAUGAUUUCAGAUAAGUGCUCUCCAGAACAAAAAAAGUUAGUGUCAUCUGCGAAAAGGAUGGAGUUCAUAUACUUAGACACAUUACAGAGUUCAUUCAGAUACAGGAUAAAUAACUUUGGACCAAGGACUGACCCUUGUGGGACGCCGCACUUAACCUUCAACAGUCCAGAAUCAGUUUUACCCAAAGAGACGUAUUGCCAUCUGUCACUUAAAUAAGAACAAAGCCAAGCGUGAGCUACCCCUCUGACACCAUAUUUAAACAUUGAAGUAAAAGGUCAUGAUCAAUUGUGUCAAAUGCUUUUUUUAGAUCUAUAAAAAUACCUAUUGUGUAUAGAUUAUUGUCAAUUGCAGUGGUUAUGUCAUCUAUAAGUUUCAUGAGGGCUAAUCCUGUAGACUGGUUUGUUCUAAAACCAUAUUGAUUUUCACUCAAGAUACUAUGCUUCUCUAUGAAACUGUCCAAUCUUUUGUCAAAUAAUUUCUCAAGAAUUUUUGAGAAUUGAGGCAGCAAGGAAACUGGUCUGUAAUUUGAUACCAGCUCUUUUCCACCAGACUUGUACAAGGGAAUAACUUUGGCUGUUUUCAUUUCAUUUGGAAAUAUUCCUGUUGAGAGUGAAAGAUUAAAAAUAUAGGUCAGAGGUCUGACUACAGCUUCGAUAGUAUCCUUAAUUAAUGACAUGUCGAUCCCGUUGUUAUCUGUCGACCGUUUGCUUUUGAAUGCUGUAACAAUCCCCAUCACUUCAGUUUCAUGAGUGGGAGUAAGAAACAUAGAAUUUACAUUUGCUUCAAUCAAAUUAUUCACAUCAUCCGCAACAACUGGUUGUACAAUAUCGCUUGCCAAGUUAGGGCCAACAUUUAUGAAGAAAUCAUUAAACUCAUUUGCCAUUUGUUCCUUAUUAGAUAUAUAAAUGUCACCCUUUAAUAUGGAUUGAGGGAAAUCCUCUUUCCCCAUGUUUUUUUUAAUCAAGCUGUUGAUUACUUUCCAUGUCUCUCUUAUGUUGUUUCUACUCUCUUCCAUCCGCUUACUGUAAUAAUUCUCUUUACGUAUCCUUAAAAUAUUUGUCACUUUAUUUUUAUAUAACGUAUAUUUUCUUUCAGCUUUUUCUGUUCUACAUCGUAUAAAUUCUCUAUAUAGUCUAUUUUUCUUUUGUAUUACAUUCUGUAGGGAUUUUGUUAUCCAAGGCUUAUUUUCUUCUUUGUUUCUGUCCUUAUGUGUUCUCAAUGGGCAGUUCUUAUCAUAACACUCUUUAAAGACACGUAAAAAUGAAUUAUAAGCCUCAUUUACAUCAGCAACAUAAAUAGAAUCCCAAGUUUGUCUCAUUAGAUCCUUUUUUAGUAACUCCACCCUUUCUGGAUUUCUCAGUCUAAAUGUUGUCUGAGGUUUUUCCGCAGGGGGUUCCCUUAUAUUACAUUGAAAUGUUGUAAAAAUUGGUAAAUGAUCGCUGAUGUCUUGGAUGAACAACCCCCCUACUGUGGUAUCCAUGAUGUUAGAGUAAAUAUUGUCAAUGAGAGUUGCACUGGAUCCGGUAAUUCUGCUAGGCUUAGUGAUCCGAGGUAAUAAACCUAUACUAAACAUGGUGUCAAUGAAAUCAGAUAUUCCUAUUUGUCCCUGUGGAUUUAAUAAAUCAAUGUUAAAGUCACCACAUACAAAUACAGUCUUCUUAUUACUUACUUUUUCAUACAGUUCAACCAUCUGUUCCUUUAGAACGUCUAUUUCACAUACUGGAGCUUUGUAGACACAGCUUAUAAUGAUGUUCUUAACUUUUUUCAUUUCAAUUUCAACUGUAAUGAUUUCCAACUUGUCAUCUAUCCCUAUAGACAUAUUCUGCAGUUCCUUACAUUGUCGGGUCUCAUCGAUAUAUAAUACCACUCCCCCACCCUUUUUCCUUCUCCUGUUAACAUAAAACAUAUUAUACCCCCGCAACUCAUAAUCUUUUACUAUUUCAUUUGUCAUCCAGGAUUCUGAGACUGCUAUUGCACUGAAUUUAGUUUUAAAUAGCUUCAAGAAAUCAUAGACUUUUGAGAAAUUUUUAACUAGGCUUCUGCUAUUGAUGUGUAUAAUUGAGAACACACCUACCAUUUCAACCUUUAUGUUAAAUUGUUGUUCAGUGUAAUACCUACAAUCAUUGUGCAUAGUAUGGAAAAAAUUUGUUUCUGGGUCAAUGUCCAUAUCAUGUCUUCUUUUUCCAGAAUAAUUAAAUGUUUCAUAAUCUAAAUCUAGAUAUGAGUUUAGUGGAGUAGCUUCAUUGACCCCAGACAUUACAUCUGUAUCAUCACUAUCAGAAUCUGUCAUUGGUUACAAUAGGUUAAAUAAUAACAGUAAUCCAGUUCCGCACAAGUCUCAUGCAUUAUACCAGGUAGCAAGUGAGAAAAGAGAGAAAAGAGCCGGAAGAAUCCUUCAUUCCGUAAAAAGGUCUCAGUUAGCAUGCAAAAAAUAAGCCAAUCCAGAAGAAAAAAAAUCAAAAGUAAGUAGGAAAAACAGUUCUGAUCCAUCAUAUAGUUUGGGAAUGCUCUUCAUCAGGAUUAUCCAUGGCUAUCAAACCAGCAAACCAAAGCCCUUUAUCUGUAGGUGUCAAGUUCAUUUAUGUCUCUUACCGUCAGUACUUUGGCGACUUCUGGUGACUCUCCAUUCAGCUUAAUCAUCACUUUACAAUUACGGGUCCAGGUUGACUUUAUCUUAUUCUCUUUCCUCAGCAUUCGGGCCAUUCUUGCAAUCUCCGUGUUUCGUUUCGUUAGGUGUUCAUUUAUGUACACAGCUGUUCCUAUAAGCUUCUUCCCUUGUUGCAUUAAUUCCAUUUUGUGCUUUCUGUUCAAAAAGCGAAUGAUGACACUUGGUUUGGCGUUGCGAUCUUUUCUUGGAAGUGUGUGGCAAGCCACGAUGUGGUUUGGAUCCAUCUUGAUAGCCUUUGAAUCAAAGAACUGGAUAACUUGCUGUUGCAGAGACUGAAGAUUCUCAGGCGGCAUGUCCUCGGUGUCGCUCUUGGCUGCAGCCGCUGCCGCGGCGUACGAGGGCGGCUUCACGCUGAGACCGGUAAUGAUCACGUCCUCCAUUCUCGUAUACUGUUCGACUUCGUUGAGUCUUUGCUCGAGUUCGCAGAUUUUUUUAUCCUUUUCUAUGACGGUUUUCUUCAGGGUUUUGACUUCUUCAAGGAGUUUGACGACAGAGGCUUGUUGCUCCACGAUAGUGGCUUGUUGGGCGGACAUUGUGUUCAGCUUCUCCGUGAGCUGACCGAGAGACUGUUUAAUCUCCUCUAUGUCCUCCUCCAACGUCCUCUGUCUUCGACAAUAACUUCAGAUAUCACCCACCAUGUUAGCAUCAGGGGUGAUUGUAGCGUAACAAUUCUAGUUAAACUAAUCCACCCUAACAUGUUUAAACUUUGUUUUUACAGCUGGACCUGUGAUUCUGGAGAUUCCUGUCCUUCCUGUCAUGGAAGGAGACAAUGUGACCCUAACCUGCAGAAACAAGCUGUUGUCCUCCAACUUCACCUCACAGUUCUUCAAAGACGGCCUCCUGAUGGACAGCAGCUCUACAGGAACCAUGACCAUCCACGGCGUCUCCAGACUUGAUGAAGGACUCUACAAAUGCAGCAUCUCUGAGGCCGGAGAGUCUCCAGAGAGCUGGCUAAAAGUCAGAGGUGAGACAACAGUGUUUGGAUAAAAUAUCCAAACUCACAGAUUUAUGUCACUGAUUUCAUAUUAGCGACACACACCGCUGUCUCCCCAGGACCUCGAGAGGGUAACAAGGAUCCCGAGAAACCCGAGAAACCCAAGGAUCCCGAGGGUCCAACUCUCCCUCAACAGUACCUGUUUCUGCUGCAGAUUUGUAUGGGUGUCUGUGUUUUCCUCGCCAUUUCGCUGCUGCUGGUGGGAUUUCACCGAUGUAGAAAAUGCCGUACGGCCAUCAUCGGUAAAGAGAAUCACAAGCCUCCAGACGGCUUGACUCUGCAGACUCUUCUACAAACUUUUACAACCUUUUUAUUCAUUUUAAUUGUAUUUCAGCAGGUAGUGAAGCAUCUACUCCCCCAGUCCGGUCCGUACCAUCGCGAUGUCAACCAAAAGGUCAGAACUCAAACCUCCUCCAACCCAGAGCGUUAGGAUUUCAGCUGAUGAAACAUCGUUAAGCAUCAGUGUAAUGUUGUCACUCAUUUACUGACUGACUGUAUGUAUUUAUCACGCUUCUACCACCGUCACGGUGAAGUGCUACUCUUGGAUCGAGUCAUGAAAAGGCUUCAUUUGUGUCUCUAAUUUAGCACAAUAAUCCACAACCAUCCACACCAUGUUAGCGUAUGUUCUGUGUGUAAAAAUAGAGUCUAAAUUAGUAGUUUACUGAUUUAAUAGGAAUCUGUUUGAUAUCGUCAUUAUCAGCCUCAGCACCAAAAAAAGGAUUUUGACAAAAUGACAAAUUCGACACAUCGCAAGUAGCUAUUACUUUUCGACAUCUUAGCUGCUCGUUAACAGUCAGAUAACUUAAAUUAAAUCAACUUUCAGUAACACUUUACAAUAACCAUAAUUUAUAAAUGGCAAACAGAUGGUUUAUUAAAGUAAGUUAAUAGUUAUUAAACCAUUAACAAGCAAUGAAAUAAUGAUUAAUAAUUGUCAUUAAUGAUUAAUGGACUAUUAAUUAAAUGUUUAUCUAGGGUUUAAAUAUUGGUUGUAAAACAUCUAGAUUAAAAUUUGUGUCCGUAUCACUUUGUAAAUGGUUAAUAAGCGGUUUAUAAACCAUCUAUAAACAUGACUUAGAUGGUUAUCGUAAAGUUAGGGUUAGGUUUUUAAAACUGUGAAAUUUACAAUUUUUUAAUGUCUAUAUGCUGUUUAUAAAUGACGAUCAAACAUUAAUAAGCUAUCUGAUUACCAUUUAUAAAUGGUCUAUUUACCAUCUAUAAAUUAUGGUUAUUGUAAAGUGUUACCCAACUUUCAGUCUGCUGCUAAUUAACUGGCUAAUUACCGAUUGAAGAUGAUCUAUCGAGUUUUGUUUCUAUAAUACUUUUCAUAAAAGUCUGACACAAUUCAAAGCACUUCACAGUGAGGGACAACAAAACAGUUACGAGUUCAUUUAUGGUCAUUCAAUGUCACGGUUUAGUUUAGGUAAAUACAUCAUUAAUUACUGCUUAUUACCUUGUAAUUACCAUUUUUUAUGAAGAAUGACCAAUGAAUGUUGAACUGUGCGCCGUCAUCCACUAAGGUUAACCGAAACAUUGCCAUAACAAAUUCUGUACAGAUAUUAAUAUGAUGCAUGUACAUAUCUUUUUUUUUUUUUUUUAACUCAGAGUUUUUUUAUCUUAAUUUUUUAAUUUGGAAUUCCCCCCCCAUGGGACUAUUAAAGGAACAGAUUAUCUUAACCAUCAUUUCUCAACGUGACAUGUACGUGGUGUUUGAUCGGAAUUAUGUUUGUGUGUUUAAAGAGGCCUGUGCAGAUGUUUCAAAACAGAUGACGCAUUCUUUCAACAAAGGACAAAAGAAGGAGAAAACAAAGAAGAAGACGAAGAAGAGGAAGAGGAAGAAAGGUAACUCGCUCACAGCCUUUAUAUGUAAACUUUAUAACUGUGUUUCAAUCCAUAACUGAAAAUCUCCUAAAAUAAGUCGUUUUACCUCAGAAAUUUAUUUACAUUUCACAGAUUUCUGCUUCAGUUUUUCUGUCAUAAGAACAAACUUGUGUUUAAAUUGUGUUUCAGUGUCUGAGGAAGACUACAGACAUAGAGAAGACUCAGUGCAGACAGCCUACGCUUUCAUCAAGAAACCCAAGGAGAGGAGAGGUAACUGAUGACAAGAGAAAGAAAAAAAACAAUAUAACUGUCACAACGUUGAUAUUUAUAUUUAUACUUAAAACUAUGAGAACAGUGAGAACCAAUGGAUUCUUUUAUAGACCUCGUGAAUAAAUGUGAAACUAUUUCAAAAAGUGGAGAUGUAGAAAUUCUUUUUUAGAAAACCACUCGAGAAAACCACAGACUAAAAACAAACAAACAAACAAACCACAGAGUUGAUAAUUACUCUCUCUUAAAGAGAUGAGGUUGAUCGUAUAAAAGUGCACGAAAAGAGGACAAACUCAAUGUUUAAUUAAUUUACAAAUUAAAGUUGAUUCAAUCAUUUUAUAGUUUUUUUUCUCGAUUAAUUACAAUAAACAAAACUUUCAAAUUUUUUUAAUAUGUUCUAGUUUUUGUUAAUGUAAAUUCUGUUUUUUUGUAAACAUAAAUUGUAUUUAUUGUUAAUAUUUUUUUCCUAAUAAAGAAAUUAAUUUUUAAAAAUAAUUCUAUUUUCUAAAAUAUAAUUUCUAUUUUUGUUAAUAUAAUUUCAUUUUUUGUUAAUAUAAAAUCAAUAUCUUUGUUAACAUAAUUUCUUUUUUUUGUUUAUAUAAAUUAUAUUUUUUGUAAAUAUAAAUUGUAUUUAUUGUUAAUAUAAUUUUUUUUCUAAUAAAAAAAAUAAUUUUUAAAAAUAAUUCUAUUUUUUAAAAUAUAAUUUCUAUUUUUGUUGAUAUAAUUUCUUUUUUGUUAAUAUAAAAUCAAUAUCUGUUAACAUAAUUUCUAUUUUUUGUAAAUAUAAAUUCUUUUUUGUCACUAUAAAUUCUAUUCUCUGUUAAUACAAUUUAAUUCUGCUGGAGACUGACUGAUAUUAUUGAAGGAGAAGGAACAAGGAAUCAACUCCUACAAAAUAAAACAGGAAACAAACAAGGAAUCAACUCCUACAAAAUAAAACAGGAAAUACACACUGAAAACUGAUCUUAAGAAUAAAACACAGAGAACAGGAGGGAAAUACGGCCAAAGACAAAAACUCACAAGACUGGACUACAGGGGAGCAGGAACAUUAGGGAGAAAACAUCUGAAUAAUAAAACAAGGAGAAAACUAAAUAAAAAGAACAUAUCAUAACAGCUCAAGGUGUUCUUCCAUUUUCCUAAAGUUAACCGAUUGCCCAUGUUUUUUUAAAAACUUGAUAAUAGUGAUAAUGAUGAUAAUAAUAAUUAACAUUUAGAACAACAGACAGAGACAUGAAAUAGCAGAAUUUAUUGAUCUGUACUUAAAAUUUCUGUCUGUCACAGCGGAGUCUCACUUUUUAGAAUUCCAAAUAACAAAAACUUUUGUUAAUUUAUUAUUUUAUUUAUUUUUGUCACAGUAGGAAAAGAGGUCUCCAGAUGCCCCACAGGAUCAGUUCCCAGUGCAGGUACCAACCCCCUUUUGAGAGAAGACGAUCACCACUAUUAUACAGUCGAUGAAGACCGAGAGUAACACCGGUCUUCUUCUGUGUCUCACAGAUUACUGAGAGCUGACAGAAAAAAGGCAGAGGAGACUUAAGUGAGGAAAGUCAUUUGACCAUGAGGAGUUAAAACUCUCAGAUGUUUUCAUACUGUAAUAUAACAAACCCACCAUUCAACUUUCAUAUGUUUAUUUUGUUUUUUCAAGUGUACACAAAAUGUUUAUAUAUUUUCCAAAUAUAUUAAAAAUGGGUGUCAAUAAAGUCGAGCUAAAGGUGGUAUGGGAAACAUGAAUUCAGGAUUGGUCGUACGAGACGUAUGAGUGUCCAAAAAUCUUGAUAAGUAUUUUCUUACAGAUCAAGAAAAUCACAGAUCUAUAAUCUUUAGAUAUCAGAAUAUUGAGGAAAAGUCCAGAAUCUUGUCAGUUAUGUGUAAAUAAUCAGAAUUUUGCAGAAGGUUGACAUUUCUGGAUUUUAAUUUUUUAUUUUUAUUUUUUUUGGAUCGGUGUAAUAUUCCAAAAUUUGAGAUUGUGGAUUUUCUACUUUUGUGAACUGUAAGACGUAUUCAUAAGGGUUAAUAAAAAGUCCUGAAAUAUUUUACUUUGUGUUUGAUGAAUCUAGAAUAAAUAGAAGCUUCACUUUUUGAAUUAUAUUACGAGAAAAAUGAACUUUUUCACAACAUGUUUUUGAAGAUAUAAUCUAACUCUAUAAAUAUAAUCUAUGGUCGUUCACCACGUGAUAUGAGGACAGAGUGAAAACAUUUAUCAGGGGGUUUGUGAAGGUUGUUUACUGCAGGAACUCUUAGUGUAAUACCACAUAUUUAGGUCUACAGUUGAUCUAUCUUAAUGUACAGUAAAAGUACUUUUACCUGCUCAUCAGAGUGACUUCUUCAACAUUAUUGUUCUGGUCCUCUGGCACCACCUGUUGGGACUGUGUUUCAAAUACUGGUGCAUCUCAGAGACCCCACACUUCCUCAGUCAGCGACCGACAAACAGGAAGAGGAGGAGGAACCAAGGGUCUGAUGUUUCAGGUUUAGUCUGGUGUUCAUUCAGUUGUAAGACAGCAUGGAGGUCACAUCUUUCUGCAUCAGGCUGAGUGAGUACAGACACUUCUGACUCUUUAUUAUCAUGAUUAUUAUUAUAUAUGAUGGUAAUAGUAAUAAUAAUAAUAUCAUUACAGGGAACGGUAGCCCUCACUGAUACACUGACAGAGAUAGACUCGUACAUGAUAAACAUACUCUAUGUUAUUACCUCCGACAAGGAGGUUAUUCUUUUGGUAGCAUUGGUUUGAUUGUCUGUCAGCAACUUUGCGGAGAAAGUCACAGACGGAUUGACCUGGAAUUUUCACCAGAGGUGCGUCUCAGCCCCAGGAGGAUCCUAUUACAUUUUGGUGGUGAUCCGGACAAAAUUCCGGAUACUGUGAUCCAGAACACACAAAAAUAAGGGUGUCGUUGGAAUGUUCAAUGCUGAAAGAUAACCGAUGGGCGGCACAGUGGUGUAGAUAGGCGGCACAGUGGUGUAGAUAGGUGGCACAGUGGUGUAAAUAGGCGGCACAGUGGUGUAGAUAGGUGGCACAGUGGUGUAGAUAGGCGGCACAGUGGUGUAGAUAGGUGGUACAGUGGUGUAGAUAGGCGGCACAGUGGUGUAGAUAGGCGGCACAGUGGUGUAGAUAGGUGGCACAGUGGUGUAAAUAGGCGGCACAGUGGUGUAGAUAGGUGGCACAGUGGUGUAGAUAGGCGGCACAGUGGUGUAGAUAGGUGGCAGAGUGGUGUAGAUAGGUGGUACAGUGGUGUAGAUAGGCGGCACAGUGGUGUAGAUAGGUGGUACAGUGGUGUAGAUAGGCGGCACAGUGGUGUAGAUAGGUGGUACAGUGGUGUAGAUAGGUGGCACAGUGGUGUAGAUAGGCGGUACAGUGGUGUAGAUAGGCGGCACAGUGGUGUAGAUAGGUGGUACAGUGGUGUAGAUAGGUGGCACAGUGGUGUAGAUAGGCGGCACAGUGGUGUAGAUAGGCGGCACAGUGGUGAAGAUAGGUGGCACAGUGGUGUAAAUAGGCGGCACAGUGGUGUAGAUAGGUGGCACAGUGGUGUAGAUAGGUGGCACAGUGGUGUAAAUAGGCGGCACAGUGGUGUAGAUAGGUGGCACAGUGGUGUAGAUAGGCGGCACAGUGGUGUAGAUAGGUGGCACAGUGGUGUAGAUAGGUGGCACAGUGGUGUAGAUAGGCGGUACAGUGGUGUAGAUAGGCGGCACAGUGGUGUAGAUAGGUGGCACAGUGGUGUAGAUAGGCGGCACAGUGGUGUAGAUAGGCGGCACAGUGGUGUAGAUAGGCGGCACAGUGGUGUAGAUAGGUGGCACAGUGGUGUAGAUAGGCGGCACAGUGGUGUAGAUAGGCGGCACAGUGGUGUAGAUAGGUGGCACAGUGGUGUAGAUAGGCGGCACAGUGGUGUAGAUAGGUGGCACAGUGGUGUAGAUAGGCGGCACAGUGGUGUAGAUAGGUGGGCACAGUGGUGUAGAUAGGUGGUACAGUGGUGUAGAUAGGUGGCACAGUGGUGUAGAUAGGUGGUACAGUGGUGUAGAUAGGCGGCACAGUGGUGUAGAUAGGUGGUACAGUGGUGUAGAUAGGUGGCACAGUGGUGUAGAUAGGCGGCACAGUGGUGUAGAUAGGUGGCACAGUGGUGUAGAUAGGCGGCACAGUGGUGUAGAUAGAUGGUACAGUGGUGUAGAUAGGCGGCACAGUGGUGUAGAUAGGUGGUACAGUGGUGUAGAUAGGUGGUACAGUGGUGUAGAUAGGCGGCACAGUGGUGUAGAUAGGUGGUACAGUGGUGUAGAUAGGUGGUACAGUGGUGUAGAUAGGUGGUACAGUGGUGUAGAUAGGUGGUACAGUGGUGUAGAUAGGUGGCACAUUGGUGUAGAUAGGCGGCACAGUGGUGUAGUGGUUAGCACUGUCACCUCACAACCAGAAGGUCCUGGGUUCAAAUCCGGGUCAGGGUAUUUCUUGUUUAAGGGGGGACAUGAGCUGCUUGGCGGAGGUCUGCGCUCUCCGAGUGCUUUUCUAGUUUAUGUUGUUUUCUGUGAUCUGAUAUUCUGCUCUUUUGCCUCCUCAGUGAUGGAAAUGUUGUUUCUGUUAGCUGCUCAAGAUAAAGCCUGUUAUUCUCUUAAUGCAAGUAAGUUCUCUUAAAAACAAGCCAUACUGUUGAUGGUCAUUUUAAUUAUACUUUUAAUUAUCUGUAACUGCACUUACUUUCCAAACGUUGGUUAAGAGAAUAAAGUCCUAAAGUUCAAGAUUUUGUCGUGUCCACGUUUCAGAUGCUGCUUUCCCUCGGGUCGUCCCGAAACAACAGCAGUUCUUUGAGUACGACCCAAUAGAAAUCAGCUGUGAGGGGCUGAUGGGGUCGAGAGGAUGGAGAGUCAUGAAGAAGGUCAAAGGGGUCAUUCAGACCUGUUCUGGUGAGUGGGAGACGUCUACGGGUCCCUGCGAAAUCCAAAAUGCUGUUCCAUCCUUCGACAGCGGAGAGUACUGGUGUGAAAUCGGAGCGAAGAGGAGUAACUCGGUCAACAUCACCGUCAGUGGUACGAUAUUUAAAACACUCAGAUACUCUGACAGAAAAAUACACUUUAGCUUUAAGAGUCCUUCACAAUAAAAUCACAUUUGUGUAUUUUUAAAAGUCAGUCUAUCAUUGUGAUCAAACUCGACCAUUGCCUUUGUCCCAGUUUACCAAAUAUGGUCACCGAAGUAUGUCCACCUUUUCUACACCAGGUGACGACAUAACCUUCUGUCAGAUCAUUCCUUUUGGCUACCUCCUCAUUGACCAAAACCAAAGACUGAUUAUAGAGGAGACUUGGGAUAACUGGAUGUCUUCAUGUUGUUGUUGAAUGUUCCUGGAGCUUCAUGAGAACUUCUGAGAGAGUUUUCUAACUUUGACUUAAUAUUUUUUACAGCUGGACCUGUGAUUCUGGAGAUUCCUGUCCUUCCUGUCGUGGAAGGAGACAAUGUGACCCUAACCUGCAGAGACUCUGAGCCCUCUUCUCCCAACUUCACCUCACAGUUCUUCAAAGACGGCCUCUUUAUGGACAGCAGCUCUACAGGAACCAUGACCAUCCACGGCAUCUCCAGAUCGAAUGAAGGACUCUACAAAUGCAGCAUCUCUGAGGCCGGAGAGUCUCCUCAGAGCUGGCUAAAAGUCAGAGGUGACAUUACCAGUGUUUAAACAUACAGUACAUUUUCCUAUACUUUGUUAUCAUGAAGAAUAAGCACGUACUGCACCUUUAUCUCCUCAGAAGUUCAUGAGGAGGAACCAUGGUUCUUUCAGCCGUCCAUGCUGCAGAUCUGUAUCGGUGCUGGGCUCUUCUUGAUGAUAAUUUUGCUGCUGAUGGUUGGAUUCCUGGGACAUAAAAAGCGUCAAACAGUCCUCCCAGGUAAAAAAUGCAUUUUUAUUAGUUACCUCCGCCAAGGAGGUUAAUUUUUUGGUAGCGUUUGUUUGUUUGUCUGUGAAGUUACAGACGGAUUGACCUGAAAUUUUCACCAGAGGUGCGUCUCAGCCCCAGGAGGAUCCCAUUAAAUUUUGGUGGUGAUCCGGAUCGCUUCUGGAUCCAGGAAUUUUUUGAAGGAUUCUUUAUCAUUGUGAGAUAGGGCAAAUUUGGGAAUUUUUGCAUUUAACUCUAUAAAAAUGUCCAGAGUCUUUAGUAAAAAAUGACACAAAAGGACCUCAAUGAGUUUUAUGAGGUGUCAAAGGUUGAUCCUGAUCCAGACAAAAUUCUGGAUACUGUGAUCCAGAACACACAAAAAUAAGGGUGUCGUUGGAAUUUUCAAUGCUGAAAGAUAACCAAUGGGCGGCAGAGUGGUGUAGAUGGGCGGUACAGUGGUGUGGAUGGGCGGCACAGUGGUGUAGAUGGGCGGCACAGUGGUGUAGUGGUUAGCACUGUCGCCUCACAGUAAGAAGGUCCUGGGUUUGAAUCCAGGUCAGGGCAUUUCUUGUUUUAGGAACAUUAUGAACAGUGAACAUACCAGUUUAAACACAAAUAAAUGUUAAUAAAAGACACGUAACAGUGAAAGUUUUGGUGUGAAUCACAAUAUAAGGGGGACAUGAGCUGCUUGGCGGAGGUCUGCGCUCUCCGAGUGCUUUUCUAGUUUAUAAUAUUAUCAUUUUAGCACACUGUUGAUUUCAAACUGUUUUAAGUUCUGUAAACUUUUAGACUGACAGUUUCUUUGUCAUUUUCAUUCCAGCAGUUUUAGAAACAUCGCCUCCUUCUGUCCAACCUCCACCAUCUCCACAAACAGGUGAGCGACACCAGCUGUAUAUGAGAUGAUCAAAACUCCACCCAUGUAGAAGAGUAGAACUAAAACCAACCUGUGUACAGAGUAUCGUUACAUACAAUCAAAACACCGAUCAUUUCGUCCAUUUACGAUAUUUCUAUGUUUCAGUGACUGUGGAAGCCUGUGUAGGCGACUCUAUGCAGACGACAUACUCUUUUGCAAACAAACCCCGAAAGAAGAAAAACAAAGGUAAGUUAUUGAAAUACAUCGCUUUAGGUUAAAACACAUGUAUAUACGAGUGUGUUUCAUAAUGCGCCAAUCAAUCAUUUCAUCGUGUUUCAGCAUCAGAGGAGGCCAGUACGGAUGAGUCAGUUCACGCCACGUACGCUUUCGUCAAAAGACCCGGAAAUACGGAGAAAGGUAAACUGAUUCAAACUCUUCAACAUCGUCAAUUUUCAUGUCCAACAUCGUCUUUUUCUGUAAGAUAAAACUAUUUUUAACGUUUCAGCGAGUGAGGAGGUCGGUCCGGAUGAACCGAUACACAUGACGUAUUCUUUAGUCACCAGACCCCGGCAAACAGACGGUAAGAGACCGCACUUUGGUUAUCGAUUUAAUCUUAAUUUCCUGUCAGCGUAAAAAUGACAGAUGUGUUUUCAUUCUAUUUCAGCGUCUGAAGAGGCCCGUCAAGGUGCCUCAAUGGAGACAACGUACGCUUCCUUAAAAAAACCCUUUAAGAAGAAAAAGAUAAAGAAAGGUAACGGAAAAAUAACGCCACACGGUUGACCUCUUUUCAGGUUAAUGUUAAAGCAGUUACCUUUAAAUGAGACGGCGUGAACACGUUUAGAAGUCUGUUUUGACUGCGUCUAUUUCAGAAACUCGAGGCCCACUCGUACUCAAACCACCGCAGACAGAAACAGGUAGCAAGCCUCGCAGGUGGUUGUAUAAGCUGCUCUAAUGACACGAACUGUUUCCUGUCUCAUAACCACAGCGAAGUCACAAAAACAUGUACUCCUGUCUGUCACAACAUUGAGAAAGUUUGGUCUGUUUUCUAAGGUGGUAAAAAAAGGGUUAAAAAAAUCAGAUGUUUGAGGUUGACUUACUGACCCGUAGACGAGUUUUCUUGUGAAAUAAAAGUUUGAAUUCCUGUAGAUUAAGGAGAGAAAAGAUGACAAAACUACGAUAAAUACAUGAAUCAUAACAGAACAAAAUAAAUAAAUGUAAAUAAAAAGGGACCAACCAUCGAGCCCUGUGGUACUCCAACAGAAAAAAGCAUUUAGGAUUUUAUUUAAUUUAAAACAGAGACAGUACAUAUUAAUGAACAUAAACAUGUGAACAUGCAAGAUUAUAGGCAAAGGCCAAUUUCCAUCUUUAGUCCCUUCGGCAGGUAGACGUCGUCAACAGAGAUGAUAUUUCUGGCAGACAAGAACAUCUUGAAAGCAAAGAAGGACAGAAAAUAAGAAAGAAAAGAAAAGAACAGUCACCUCUAGAACCAGCUCUUGUUGAUCUGCUUGAGUUGAGGGGAGAUUUUGUAAAUCAAGAUAGCGUCGGUGAAUUUAACAGUAUCGUCCCAGCGUAGGCGUUCAUGAUUUUUCGGUCCGCUCUUUCUGACUGUAAACAAAGCCGUUCUCCACCUCCUCUAACCUGAUUGGUUGUGAGGCAGACGCUGCUCCCCCGUGUCGUUCAGGAGCCCAAACAAAGUUAGCGUGCUACAAUAUCGGACAGUAGAAACCAACCAAAAAGUUCGGAAAAUUGUCUGAAUCCUCCUUUGGCCACGACUGACGACACAAGCAAGAAAACACUCAAACAUAAACAGUCAGCAAGAAAACAGUCAACACCAAACCGGUCAACAAGAAAACAGUCAACAAGAACACAGUCAACAAGAAAACAAUCAGCAAGAAAACAGUCAACACCAAACGGGUCAACAAGAAAACAGUCAACCAUAAACAGUCAACAAGAAAACAGUCAACCAUAAACAGUCAACACCAAAACAGUCAACAAGAAAACAGUCAGCAAAAAAACAGUCAACCAUAAUCAGUCAACAAGAAAACAGUCAGCAAAAAAAACAGUCAACAAGAAAACAGUCAGCAAGAAAACAGUAAACACCAAACUGGUCAACAAAAAACAGUCAACCAUAAUCAGUUAACAAGAAAACAGUCAACAAGAAAACAGUCACCAAGAAAAAAGUCAACACCAAACCGGUCAACAAAAAACAGUCAACAAGAAAACAGUCAGCAAAAAAACAUUCAACAAGAAAACAGUCAGCAAGAAAACAGUCAACAAGAAAACAGUAAACAAAAAACAGUCAGCAGGAAAACGGUCAACACCAAACCAGUCAACAAGAAAACAGUCAACAAGAUAACAGUCAACCAUAAACAGUCAACACCAAAACAGUCAGCAAGAAAACAGUAAAAAAAACAACAGUCAACACCAAAAGAGUCAACAAGAAAACAGUCAACCAUAAAUAGUCAAGACCAAAACAGGCAACAAGAAAACAGUCAACAAGAAAACAAGAAAAUGCUGCUCCCCCGUGUCAUUCAGGAUCCCAAACAAAGUUAGCGUGCUACAAUAUCGGACAGUAGAAACCAACCAGAAAGUUCGGAAAAUUGUCUGAAUCCUCCUUUGGCCACAACUGCCGACACAAGCAAGAAAACAAAGUAAAUACCAGAGACUCUGGAGGAAUAACGGGCGCUUAAAACGGAGGUAGACCGGACAAGAGCUAAAAAGCCGGGUCAACAUAAACGAUGGGGGACGCUUGGGGAUCUUGGUGACCCUGUAACCUUUCUGCUGGACAGGUAAACCGCUUUAACAAAGUAAGACAAGUGUCUGUAACAGAAGUGUUUCUUGUCAAACGGACCUGCUGUAGCGUGUUGUAGCGCCAUCGCUAAACUGUCCUCCCUCGGGUCCUGGACUAUGUCACUUUAUCCUAGUUGUAGAAGUCCUGCAAACAUUGUGUUUGCUGGUAGUCUGUUGGCAUCUACAGUAGCACCAAUGCUUUUGACUUUCACCUUGACUGGGCCCCAUUUGUAAUGAUCUGAAGUAUUAAUCUGCAUUAUAUCUGAAUUUAACUGGAACGAUACGAGCGAGCAGGAGCGUCUGUUUGUGGGCAGGGCUUGUGGAGAGAAGGAGCUGAGGGGAAAACUGGUUGGGAGGGGUAGAGCUUACAUUCAAGAUUUCUCCUAAAAACUGGAACUUCCUCAGAUCCUGCCUACCCCACCUUUAAAGUCUGAUUGUUUGUGAUUUACAAACAGUCUUGGAUAUGUUGGGAUCCACAUUCGUCAGUUCUUGCGCGGCGUGUUUUUUAUCCUCUGCUCGGACAUACAGAACAGCAUCAUCUGCAUACAUUUGGCAGGUGACAUUCCAAGGACAACAACUUGGCAGAUCGCUUAUAAACAAACUGAAAAGUAGCAGACCUAGCACUUACCCCUGCGGCACCCCAAGAUUGUCGUUACGUGAUGUUGACUUCAUGUUCUUCAAAAGGUGUAACAAAACCACCUCGAGUCUCACAUUCUUUUGUUUUCUGUUGUUGUUAAUCAGGCCAAGAGUCCUCCAGUUCCCCCACAGGACCAGUUCCCAGUGCAGGUACCAACCUCCUUUUGAGAGAAGAGGAUCACUACUAUUAUACAAUCGAUUAAGACCAAGGGUAAUACUGGUCUCCAGUGUGUCUCUGAUUGAUGUGAAUGUGUUAAACUGGGUGGAUUUUUGAUGUUAUGAAGAAGGCUGCUGAAAACCAGAGCGAUGAAAAAGAACUUAAAUGAUGUUUAAAUGUUUUAAAAUCUUUCAACUGUCUUAACUACUUUUGUCUUUUGUGUCUCACAGUUUACUGA